Molecule: messenger RNA, 642 nt
Organism: Scutellospora calospora
Lineage: Eukaryota; Fungi; Glomeromycota; Glomeromycetes; Diversisporales; Gigasporaceae
Source: the annotation of a GenBank genome assembly
AUGCCUAAAAUAUUAAAUAAAUAUUAUGCUAUUCAAGUUGGAUACAAAAAAGGAAUUUAUAAAAAUUGGAAAGAUUGUAAAAAACAAAUUCAUAAAUAUCCUGGUGCCUUGUAUAAAAAAUUUAAUACAAAGAAACAAGCUAAAAAAUAUAAUAAUGAACAAAAUCAAGAAAAAAAUGAAAACUUUGAACAAAUUUGGACAGAUAGAUAUUAUGAAAAUAAUGGAAAAAUAGAUGCAUAUGCUAGAAUUGGAGUUUUUUUUAAAGAUAAUAAUCUUAGAAAUUUAUUAGAGAAAUUAUCUGGUACAAAACAAACAAAUAAUAGAGCAGAGAUUUUUGCAGUUAUUAGAGCAAUUGAAAUUUCUAAAAAUGAUCAAGAUAUAAUUAUCAAUACAGAUAGUAUCUAUAUAAUUAAUAGUUAUAAAGUAAAAAAUCCAAAGAAAAAUUUUGAUCUAGUGAAUAGAAUGAAUGAUUUGAUAAAAGAAAGAAAAGGAAAAGUAAUUUUUAAACAUGUAAAAGGUCAUAGUGGUAUUUAUGAAAAUGAGCAAGCAGAUAGAUUUGCAUAUUUAGAAUCACAAAAAUCUCAUGUAAAACUUUCUUUUGCUAAAAGAAAAGGAACAAUAAAAGAUUAUUUUAAAAAAUAA